AUGGCUGCCGGCAGCAUGCAAGCAGCGACAGCGUCCCUCGUUUUCCAGUAUCUGAGCGGCGUCGACAAAGCGCUCGCCAACCAGUUCCAAAGAAACGACGCCAAGCCCCUGCCCGCAGGAGUUGCGCAGCUCGACAAGGUGGUGAGCUCGUACUUCGAAGGGCAGCCUCAUCAGCGCAAACUACUGCUGCAGCUGGCGCCAUGUGGUGCUGCCGGCACCGCGUCAAAGCACGACGUGUCUUCCUCCGAUGAUUCUUCGAGCGAAGAAGAGGCCAAGCCAGCAAAGCCGGUCAACUCGGCAACGCCUAAAGGAAACACCAAUUCCAAGGUAAACGCGAAAACGCCCGCCUCUAAUCAGAAGCCUAAGCCCAGUGCUCCGGCACAGCACAGCGAGGACUCGGAUUCGGACUCCGAUUCCUCCGAAGAUGAAGCACCGAAGGGCAAGACGACACCAGCGGUCACGCCGAAACAGGGGGCUGUUCAAUCGAAAGCCCCUGGCAAGCGAGCCAAGCCCGAGAGCGACUCGUCCGACAGUUCCGACUCCGAAGCCGCCGCACCGCCGAGUAAGAAGCCUGCCGUUCCGACACCAGUGCUCAAGGCGGCUCCCAAGAAACCCCAGCAAUCGAAGAAGGACGAAGACAGCUCGAGCAGCUCUGACGACGACGACGAUCCCAGAAACAAAGCUGCGCUGACAAAGCAAGCAACGCCGCAGGCCAAACCGGUGGCACCGAAAAAACCGGCUUCGACUCAGAAGAAGCAACAGGACAGUUCUUCCGACUCUUCGUCUGACGACGAAGCCUCGAAGCCGCCUCCCGCCAAGAAGCAAGCAACCGCGAAGGCUACGCCAAAGGCCCAGAAUGCUGCAUCGUCAGCCAAGAAGGCUGCUACCAAGAAGGGCGAAUCUUCUAGCUCCGACAGUUCCGACGAGUCUGAACCACAGAAGAAGCCGGCUGUGACUCCGAAAAGCGCCGCCGCGGCGCCUGCCGGUAAGGCCGCCACACCAAAAGUGACGCCGGCCAAGCCUCAGAAUGACAGCGACUCGUCUUCGGAAAGCGAGGAUGAUCAGCCUCCCAAGAAAGUGGUCAAGCCUGCGGCCGCUGGCGCCAAGAAGACUCCGUUGAAGGUGUCCAUUGGUCCCGCCAAGAAGACUCCGCAGGCUAAGAAGAAAGAGUCGAGCGACAGCUCCUCCGACGACGAAGCACCACCACCCAAGGCGACCCCUGGUAAGCCGGCUGCGAAGCAGGCACCGGCUAAGCAGGCUGCCAAAGACAGCUCUACCUCUGAGAGUGAUUCUGAAGAUGACAAGCCGGCGAAAUCAGUGGUUGCUGCCAAGGGCAAGCAGCCGUUAUCAAAGCCAUCACCUAAACCAGCACAAGCGAAGCAAGACAGUUCGGAUUCAGAUAGCGACUCGGAGGAAACAUCGAAACCGAUACCUGUCAAAGUCGCUGCAAAACCAGCGCCAGCAAAGAAGCUAGCACAGACAAAGAAGGAGAGCUCGUCAGACUCGGACAGCGACUCCGAGGAAGAGUCGAAGCCGCCCCGCCAAAGGCGGCCGCAAAGUCAAGCACCUGCUAAGAAGCCAGCCCAAACAAAGAAAGAUAGCUCUUCAGACUCGGACAGCGACUCUGAGGAUGAAAAGCCAGCGCCUCCCAAACCCAGUGCAACCAAGUCGAGUCUCGUAAAGAAGCCGACUCCUGCGAAGAAACAGGCAGAAUCUUCUUCCGACAGCAGUGAUGAGGAUGAAGCUCCCAAGAAGCCUCAGGGCAAGAGUCCCUCCGCGUUGGCUAUACCGUCGAAAACUCCUCCAGGGAAAAGAACGCCAGUUGCCGCUAAGUCUCAGCAAGACUCCUCUUCAUCCGACAGUGACGACGACGACAACAGAUGGCCAGCGAAAAAGCCCGUGGUGACCCCAAAGAACACCCCAGCUUCAACACCCAAGGCAACACCUGCGUCUCAAAAGAAGUCUCAGAAGAAACAAGAAUCUUCCUCGUCAGAAGACAGUGACGAAGAAGCGCCUGCAAAAACCUCGUCUGCGAAAAAGCCGAAGAAGCCCGCUGGAAAAAAGGAAUCGUCGUCUUCAUCGGAAGAUAGCGAAGAUGAGGAGCCGGCAGUAAAGAAGGCUGGGAAGCCUUUGCAAGGCAAGACAUCGACGCCAAAAGCAGCCCAGAACAAUGCGGAAGACUCUAGCGAGGACGAAAGCGAGGAAAAGUCAAACAAAGGCAAGAAGAAAGCGCAGAGUACGCCGAUGCUUAACGGUACUGGCAAGCCUAGUUCCCCCGAGAAAGGAAGAAAGAGCUCGCCGUUUCGGAGAGUGAAAGCUGAGAAAGUGCACAUCGACCCCAAACUGCGCGACAACUCUUUCGAAGCCAAGGCAGGUGCUCGGGGAUCCUGGGGAGAAAAGGCCUACAGCGUAUUGAAAAACGUCAAGGGCAAGGACUUCAGGCACGAGAAGACGAAGAAGAAGAGAGGAACGUACUCGGGUGGAAGCAUCGACACUGGUGUCAACUCGAUACGCUUCGACGAGUGAAGAUCUGCAGCACAGCUCUUCAGCAAUUGUACAGGGCAAGUUGUUUGUCACACUGUUUUUAAUCUCUCCCAGGGUCUGCAUUCUUAUGACGCGUGCGCUGCUAUGGAUUGACUAGGCGCACUUGGGAGAUCGGCUCUUGAACUGUCUGCAGUCUUUGUUUCCAUACCAUUAUCUAUGGAGGCAUGCACAUCACAUAAUGUUGUCAUUAAAGGGUUGUUUCAGGCCGUCACA
Rhipicephalus microplus (southern cattle tick) is the source of this 2757-nucleotide messenger RNA. RefSeq lists its product as uncharacterized. The record is from RefSeq and is a predicted model, not a curated record. Gene Ontology annotation, cellular component: nucleolus; nucleoplasm. Lineage: Eukaryota; Metazoa; Arthropoda; Arachnida; Ixodida; Ixodidae.